Molecule: messenger RNA, 3082 nt
Organism: Oppia nitens
Lineage: Eukaryota; Metazoa; Arthropoda; Arachnida; Sarcoptiformes; Oppiidae
Gene: Pp2C1
Product: dentin sialophosphoprotein-like
Exons: 4
Coding region: 420-3026 (868 amino acids)
Biological process (GO): protein dephosphorylation
Cellular component (GO): nucleus; cytosol
Molecular function (GO): cation binding; mitogen-activated protein kinase binding; protein serine/threonine phosphatase activity
Source: RefSeq, a predicted model, not a curated record
AAACCCAAAAUCUUUACAUUCAUUCACUAAACUAUUCAAAUGCAUACCAAACACAUUCACACACACACUGUGUCUAUAGUAUAGCUAUAGUGUGUGAGCCAAUAGUUAUGAGCCAAACUCAACCUACCAGUGCUAUUGACAUACCAUUGCGCUGUCUUUUCCUCUAAACACUGCACAUCACUGUUGGUUUGAGCGCUCAAUUGAUUGAACGCUUGAAAAUGUGGUGUCAGUCGUAAAGAUGGCGUCAAUACAACUAACAGUCAGUUUGUGCGCCAAAUUAUAAUCAAUCGGUUUAUUAUUAUUAGUAUUAUUAUUGACUGGCCAUCGGGUUUAUCGGACAGUUAUGUUUGGGACAGUUAGUUGUUGACAGUGUGUUUCUAGUGUGUGUGUCUGUACGGACAGUGUAUACGCGAACUCAAAUGAAUAGUAUUAUUAACAGCGAAUCGAUGGUCGCCGCCGAUGCCGACAAUGGCCACCGCGACAACUGCUCGCCACCGUCGCCACCAUCUGUACCGAUCGGUUUCCGUGCGUUUGCCAGCUGUAGCCAAGGCGGUCGCAAGUAUAUGGAGGACUGCUACGACAUAAAGUACCAGUUCAACAGCCAAAACGAGCUCCAGUACGUCUAUUUGGCCAUUUUUGACGGUCACGGCGGCGAUGUGGCCGCCAAGUAUGCCAAACAGCAUUUGUGUCACAAUAUUAUCCGUCAGCGAGACUUCUGGUCCGAGAGUGACGACCAGAUACUUAAAGCCAUUCAAAAGGGUUUUAUUCAAACCCAUUACGAUAUGAGGAAAGAAGUCCUGAAUUGGCCGAAAACGGGUUCUGGUUUGCCAUCGACAUCGGGCACCACAGCUUCCAUAGUGUUCAUAAUGAACGGUAAAUACUAUACGGGUCAUGUGGGCGACUCACGUAUUGUGUUGGGUCGCAAACACGAGGCAUCCGGUAAAUGGAUGUCCUGUUCGUUGACCAGAGAUCACAAGCCAGAGUCGCCGCGCGAAAGGAGGCGCAUAGAGGCCGCCGGUGGCCAAGUGAUGAACAAGUCGGGUGUCGAUCGGGUUGUCUGGAAUCGACCCAAAUUGGGCCAUAAGGGCCCUAUCAGACGGAGCACUAGUUUUGAUCAGAUCCCAUUCCUUGCAGUCGCACGAUCUCUCGGUGAUUUGUGGUCAUUUAACUCGGAGCUCAACACGUUUAUCGUUAGUCCAGAACCAGACGUCAAAUGUAUACCGAUUGAUGGUAACGAUAUGUGUUUAGUAUUGGCCAGCGAUGGCCUCUGGAAUAUGAUGAACACACAGACAGCUGUCAAAGUGAUUCAAGAGGUCGAAGAAGACCAGUACAGUCCCGAACUGCUCGAAGCCAUCUUCGAUGUCGGCACCACUCGAUUGAGUCCGUCUCGAGCUUUGGUUCAUUUUUGUCUGAAUCGAUGGUAUCAAUCAAGGUUUAGGGCCGACAAUACUACAGUACUGGCCGUUAUGAUUGAAGACAAUCAAGGAGUUUCACUUAACAAGAAUGACCAGAAUAUGCCAAUGAUGUCGCUGUUUACUGAUAGCGAAGAUGAAGAAAGUGAUGACGGAUACGAUGACACACUGGAAGAGAUUUACAACAACUAUAACAAUCAAAAGACUGAAAACAAUGAAAAUCUUUCAAUAAAUAAAUGUAAUGAAAAAUCAACCGAAUUGUUAACUAAUAUAUUGACGACUACAGAUAAGGACACAUCUACCGAUACGACAGUUCCUUCAAUGACCAGCACUUCUUCCAAAUCAACCGAAUUAUCACCUGAUUUAUCUAACUGUCCAAAGACUAACAUAAACGGCACACAAACGACUGAUUUGACGCCAUUUACUAAUACGACUAAUACUAAGCCAAAUAUUGAAUCAUUUAGUAGUGAUUUAUCAACUGAUAGCUCAAGUCUACCAACUAAUGACACCACAACAACAACAACAACCACCACUAGUAUGUGUGAGUCGACAAACAUUGUUGACGACACUGACGGUCAAAGUAGUGAGUCUUCACGAGACAGCGGCACCUCAUCGCCACCGACGCCAACAAUGAUUGCCGGUGUAUGCGAUGAGUUGACCGAUGAAGAAUAUGCAGCUCUUCCAUCACUAGUGAAUCUCUCACAAAACGAAUGGGAACUCUAUGUAGUUAUUGAUCCCAAAAAUUUAAGUGUCGACGACAACUCACCAUACGAUUUGAACAAUGUUUCUGCAAUUAGUGAUGAAAAUAGUUGUUUAGUGGAAACGCAGUCUUCGUUAGCAAACAUUAACAAAGUUAUUGGAGAUAAUACUCCAUUAAAUCAAUAUUUAAUUAACAAAACGGGUUUAACGACACCUCAUUAUUCGUCGCAACAAACAAUGAAUAACAGUAACUCUUUCGACAACAACAAUACCAGCUCUAAGUAUUGGCCAAAUGCUAGUAAUUAUAUUCAAAUGACUUCACUUAAACCGCGAACUUCACUGCCAUUAAGUUAUGCGGAUAAUCAUCUUCAGACGUCGUCACCGAUGAUAUCGAAUGGUCGCAACAGUAACAGCAGCAGUAGUAGUAGUACAUACUCAUCAUUGAUGAUAUCGCCAAACAUCGAUAGAAAUUUAUGCAUUUUUGGUGCUAUCAAUGGUACCGAUGAUACUAACGAUACGGAAAAUAGUUUCCAAAAGUUGUCUAAAUUGUUCUCUCAAAGCAAUAAUAUUAGUCAAGAAAUUAAAAUUGAUAAUAAAUUAUGUGCUAAGAAAAACACUAAUAUUUUUCGACACAGAAGACUAUUGAGACGUUUAACUAUUGACAACAAUAGCUCCACAAAAUUGCGGUCACAGUCGGCAUCCAGAAGUAGUCUCAAACGCAAGAGAUGUUCGUCCGACUACUCGCCGCCGUCUAAGCACUUGAGGUCUUCCCUAUGGACUCGACCGGUUGUAUCCAAAGAGCAGAUCAUGAAAAUGAGUUUUACUCGAAGUCUCAAACAGUUGGCCGUCGGCCGACUCACCCGAUCCAGACUUAGACCAAUGAAAAUGUUGAAAACGUGUUCAGCAAAGAAAUGAUUUUUAUUAUAACUGCUAUUUUAUAAUUUGGUGCUUAUUAUUCACUGAAAACAAAA